Messenger RNA from Salvelinus namaycush (lake trout), 5201 nucleotides. Its product is annotated as WD repeat-containing protein 20-like. The record is from RefSeq and is a predicted model, not a curated record. The transcript has 4 exons. NCBI's taxonomy places the organism in Eukaryota, Metazoa, Chordata, Actinopteri, Salmoniformes, Salmonidae. Gene Ontology annotation, molecular function: protein binding. The coding region runs from base 14 to 1999 and encodes 661 amino acids.
UAGGCUACUAAAAAUGGCCGGUGAUGGAGGCGCUCUGAAGGAUAUCAAUGAGAUUAAAUCCCAGUUCAGGACUAGAGAGGGUUUUUACAAACUGCUGACCCUCUCGGAUUCACAACAACGAGGCGGACUACCUCGGGGUCUGUCCGCAGGUACCACGGUGGGCCCCGGGGUUGGACCGGGUUCGAUACCCGGUGGUGGUUUAGGUCUGGUGCAGGGGCCCGGAGGUGCCUCCUCCUCCAAUGCCGCAGCCAACUCCUCUCCGGCGGGCUUCCUCCCUCCUGUCAGGGUCUCCAUGGUGAAGCUUCAACCGGAGGACCCGAGUGAAGAAUCCGAGAGAGUGUGUUUUAACAUCGGAAGAGAGCUUUAUUUCUACACUUACACAAAUAUCAAGAAGGCUGUGGACCUCAGUAAACCCAUAGACAAGCGUAUCUACAAGGGCACCCAGCCCACCUGCCAUGACUUCAACCAGUACUCUGCCACAACAGACAGUGUGGCCCUCAUUGUGGGCUUCUCAGCAGGCCAGGUUCAAUACCUGGACCCCAUUAAGAAGGAGACAAGCAAGCUCUUCAAUGAGGAGAGGAUGAUAGACAAGUCCAAGGUGACCUGUCUGAAAUGGCUGCCCAAGUCCGAGAACCUGUUCCUGGCCUCUUACGCCAGUGGCCACCUCUACCUCUACAACGUGGAGCACCCGUGUGGCACCGCCGCCCCGCAGUACUCCCUGCUCCGCCAGGGCGAGGGCUUUGCAGUCUAUUCCUGCAAGACGAAGACGCCCCGAAACCCGCUGCUGCGCUGGGCCGUGGGCAAUGGAGGCCUCAACGAGUUUGCCUUCUCGCCAGACGGCGUGCAUGUGGCGUGUGUGGGCCAGGACGGCUGCCUGCGCGUCUUCCACUUUGACUCCAUGGAGCUGCAGGGCGUGAUGAAGAGCUACUUCGGCGGUCUGCUGUGCGUCUCCUGGAGCCCUGAUGGCAAAUACCUGGCCACGGGCGGCGAGGACGACCUGGUGACGGUGUGGUCUUUCGCAGAGAGCCGCGUGGUGGCCCGGGGACACGGCCACAAGUCCUGGGUGAACGUGGUGGCCUUUGACCCCUUCACCACCAGCCUGGAGGACGAAGAGCCCAUGGAGCUGAGCGGCAGCGAGGAGGACCUACAGCAGGGGCCGCUGCACUUUGGCCGCGUGCGCACAAGCAGCACGCUGUCACGCCUCUCCCGCCACAGCUCCAAGGGAGGCUCGCCCUCCGUCACCUACCGCUUCGGCUCGGUGGGCCAGGACACCCAGUUCUGCCUGUGGGACCUGACGGAUGACGUGCUGUACCCAAGGCUGCCCCUGUCCCGUGCCCUCACCAACACCUUCGGCCCCACCAUCCCUCCCUCGGUCAGCAGCACCAUCAACAACACUACAGGUGGAGGGGUCGUAGGAGUAGGAGGGGUAGAGGGCCACCACCACCCCACCACUAACCCCCACCAGUCACCCCCCAUGCCCCUGCCACUCCCCCGCUCCCUGUCGCGCUCCAACUCCCUCCCCCACCCCGCCGUGGCCAACGUCUCUAAGGGCCAGAGCACGACGGAGGGCGGGGGAGGGAGCGGAGGGGGCAACGCCACCCCCUUCAGUAUCGGCCGCUUCGCCACGCUCUCCCUGCAGGAGCGUAAAUCGGACAAGUCUGGAGGGAGCGGCGUGGGCGGGGAGAAAGAGCACAAGCGCUACCAUAGCCUGGGCAACAUCAGCAAGAGCAACGACAAGAUCAACGUAGCGCCACGCAGCAGUCGCCUGGACGCCGCCAAGGUCCUGGGCACCACCCUGUGUCCGCGGAUGCACGAGGUGCCCCUGCUGGAGCCCCUGGUGUGUAAGAAGAUCGCCCACGAGAGGCUGACCGUGCUGGUGUUCAUGGACGACUGCAUCAUCACCGCGUGCCAGGAGGGCCUCAUCUGCACCUGGGCACGGCCGGGUAAAGUGAACUUGACAGCACAGAACGGGAACUCUCCCAGUGGCACGGUAGUAUAGCUGGAAGUGGAACUUUGACUCCCCUCUCCCCCACCAAACCCCAUCAUGGCUGAAGAGGGGCCAGCAUCUGCACCCUAUCAUCCCAGUAUUGACCCCUGAUGUAUCCCCUUGCCUCUUCUCAGCCUCUCACCGCUUCUCUUUAGGAAGACUACAAAACAAAAAUGGGGACCGUCCCUCUUUUCCCAGAAGCAUAGAGAAGGCCGACUCCUCUCCACCCUGCAAACACGAAAGUAAUUGUAUUUUAUUUAUUUACCUUAUCUCAAGACUGAAGUAAUUUAUAUUGUAAAUAAUACGAAUACUCUAUCAAUACAGAGGACAAAGAGUAUCAAAAUAUUGACUCAAGCGAGUGGAAAGACAUAAAAUAUUACUAUAUGAAGAUCCUAUAUUGUACAUAGCGACACAGUUAACAUUGAAUAUCUGCAGUUAGGGACCUGCAGAUAGUGUUUUUGUGUGAUAGAGGUCCUUGAUUUGUCGUCUCUUGAAGCAAACUGGUUUGAAGAUGGAUGCAUUUAGGGUCUCCGGCAUCAAAGACUUCACCCUUGUGCAGUACAGAGAACAAUCUUCCUAUGGCUGCUACUGUACUCUUCAGCUGAGACUGUCCGCUCCCAAUAAUACUUGUUCCUAACAUUACUGCACAGUGACACACCGUACGCUUUCAAGCAGUGUAGCAUCCAUUAGCCUCCAUUCCCCCUCACACCUGUAAUGCCUCUUGCAAGAUUUUGCACAUUCAACAUUGGUCAUUUUAGCCCACAAAAGGAAACUGGAGGCAAUUUGUCUUGUGAUCUUCCGUUUGUGUUUUGUUAAUUGACAUGGCUUUUAUUUCAUGUCAUUUUAAGCUACUGAUUCUAACUCUGCUGUAUUAUUUGUAGAUUAUUCUGUGUACGUGACAUCCAUGAUAUUUUAUCAACCUGGAUAAAUGACAAUGAUCAGUGGGUCUUGCAUCAAACCAUUGUUUUACCUAGAAAUUAUUUAAUGUGUGGGGUUUGAGGUUCGGUAUGCUGAAAGGCAUGCUACUGUCAUGAGUCAAAGCUACCGGUGUAAUAACACCAGACUAGAAAUGGUGGUGGACCAACUAAAAUUUGUAGAGAAGAAGUGACUGUGUUUAGGAUCUGGCCAGUUAAGAUAAGAACACUGUUGAUAAUGGAAUGUACACUGAAGACUACCCAUUUUAUUAGUAUGUGUAUGUCCUAAUAACAGUUAUGUGAAAUGGCAAAAGGUGACACUUAAACCAUCAACACUAAAAUCAUUUACUGUACACUGAAGAAUACCCUCUGAUUGAAGGCCUUUUUCAAUACUGCAAGAGAAUGGGAACUAACCAUUUUAUGCCAAGGGAAGAAAAACAAAUGGAAAGGGUUUUCUUUUUGACCGUUUACAACAGACCAUAGCAUGUAAUGUCAUUUUUUUCAGUGUGCAUUAUACACACACACUUACACGUGAGGUGGUAAAGUUAGUGGCAAAUUAUAUCACAGUAUUAAGUUUGUAUAUAGGGGGAUAUGUUAUUAAAAUUCUAAACCCAAAUGCUACAUGUUACUCUCAGGCUAUAGCCGUCUCAUUGAUUUGCAAUAGGAAUAUCUGAAUCGAAUUCUGUUUUUUGUAGUUAUAAACUCUCCAAGCUCGUGCACUUUAUAAUCACAAAAUAUAGUGCUCUUGUCAUCCAAUAUCUAUUAUCUUGUUAUCAAAGUUACGUUUUUCAUGACUUUGAUAAAUGUGCAGCUGUAUGACAGAACGCAACUAGUUUCUUUAACAUUGAAAACCUGUCAUGAUUGUUAUCAUCGUGGGCAUCCUUCAUGACAAAUGUUGAGUCAAAAACAUGCCAGAGAAUGGUAAUUUAAAGAAAGAGCAAAAUGUAGACGGAUAUACUUGCGUUUGACAGAGACAGACAGGAUUGUGUUUGAGUUUGAAAUUAGAGUUUUUAUUUCACUGAGGUGUAAGAUUGAGUACAGAGAAAUGACAUUGAAUAGGAUGAAAACCGUCUCUUGCUCAGACAAGGUAAGCAGAGAAACAAACCACCUUAUGCACCCUGACUUUCAGUACAAAUGACAUGGAGCACAUAAAUGACAUAGAUCUGUCAAUACAUCUGACUUAGUCAUUAUUGUUUGGAAAACACUUCACAUUACCUAUGCAUAACUAUAAAGGAGUAACCUAUGGAGUAAUAAGUAAAUACAGUCACGUAGUAAUGUUUGGUAACAUGUGUAUGAAGAAUAUCAUGAAAAGUGUGAAGGUUGCUCACUUUAGCAUGUCAUUAAGGGACAUGCUCCCCUUGUACUGUAAAAUAGUUUGCACACCAUCCCAAGAAUGUUUACGACCACAAAUAACUGUAGCGACCCUGUGUUUAUAAGCGUGGAUAUCGACUUUACCACUACCAGCAUGCUUUUGUGGCGCAGUUGAUGCCAUGCACGGCUAAGGUUGAAGGUUCGCCGACCACCACGGACGAGCUCACUCUCUCUGCCUGUUUCAUUACACUACGAUCAGAGCCAGCUGCAGAUGAUCAACUAGGGGGAAAUAAGAUUUUCAAAAUGUAAAUGCUAUAUAAUUAUAUAAAAUAUAUGCAAUGCAUUUUCCAACAACAAAUUUCUGUGCCAAUGCCCCAAACAACCAAUAAGCAAAGCAUAGCAUCCCCGAUUACCGACUUUGGGCUCUUCAAAAUCAUGGUUUGCGUUUACAACACCAAAAUCAAAUAGACUAUGUCAAUCUCGACAAAAAUAAAAUACAUCCCUUCCUACCUUGUACCCAGUAUCGAAGGCUUGACAAUCUCAGAAUUUCAGUUGUUGGUGUUUUGUAUCAGAUAUCUCUUUCCAUUCAUCAGUUUGAAUGCUGGAAGUAUAUUAGAGUAGAGUGGACGAACGUGCGCAGGUCGGCUAUAGGAGACUUCUGAAGUAGCCUAAUCAGAUUAAAACAUGGUACUGGGCACAGCACAUCAUUUCAACGUGGAGAAUUUGGGUAAUAUUAGGUAGAAACGUUGAUUAAUCAGAUUCCAACCUAUUUUCACUCAAAAACUGCCAAAAGUUUGUUGAAUUGCCAAUGUGUUAUCACUGCUUUCAACCAUAUAAAAACACAACCAAAUUCCAAUGGAAAAUCAUUGUAAAAUGUUGUUUAUUUAAGUACAACUGAAUGUGUUAUCACUGUUCUUGAUCUAAUAGCACAGCCAAAUGACCUGGAUUGCAGAAAAUUGAGAUUACAUUAAAGUACAUGGUGCAAGUGA